ACAGACACUCAGACACUUCCAGCAUCAUCAGCUGUGCGUGCGGUAGGCGGACCCGGAGCACUCUUCACAUCCCACUUUGGAGAAGAUUACUAGGAUAAUUUACCGGGGAAACACAUGACAGUGAGGCUGUGGAGAGGGAAGGCGCUGGGACGUGUCGCUGGACAGAAGAGGCGAGAAAAGAAGGUCGCGACAGAGCCGAGCUGCGAGCGGAGGCGAAAGCUGCGUGGAGAUAUUUGGAGUUCGAAGAGGGCACCGCUACUUCCCUGAUCCCAGGAGGAAAAUCAAAACAUUGGUUUCAAAGCGCUUACAACUGUCAGGCAUUUACGCUUUUCAAAGGACAGAAUAUUAUUUACCUGAGGAGACAUGAGUGAGGACAAACCAGCUGAGACUGUGGAAAAUUCCUCAGCAGAGGUGAACGCUAUUCCAAAUGGGAAAGGCCAUGAACCUGGAGAGGAGAUCACAGCAUCUGCAAAAACACCUCCUGCAGAAGACUGUGAAAACACUUGUAGCGAAACUGUAGCCAAUAGCACCCAGAACGCUAGUCCUCACAGAACUGAAAACACAGAAGCCAGCCUCCCAGAGAGCCAUGAGUUCUUAUCAGGCACUGAGGACAAGAAAACACCACGCUUCACCGAUUUUGAAGGGAAAACCUCCUUUGGGAUGUCUGUCUUCAACCUGGGCAAUGCUAUCAUGGGAAGUGGAAUUUUAGGACUUGCAUACGCCAUGGCCAACACAGGGGUCGUCCUGUUUCUGUUGCUCCUCACAGUGGUUGCAGUUCUUUCGUCAUAUUCCAUCCAUUUACUUCUAAAGUCAUCUGGUAUUGUAGGUAUUCGUGCGUAUGAGCAGCUCGGCUACAGGGCCUUCGGGACUCCGGGAAAGAUGGCUGCAGGUAUUGCCAUCACGCUCCAGAACAUUGGAGCAAUGUCCAGUUAUCUUUACAUAGUCAAGUAUGAGUUCCCUUUGGUGAUCCAAGCAUUUCUGAAGGUGGACGUGCCUGCAGGUGAAUGGUACCUGAACGGAAACUAUCUGGUCAUUAUCGUCUCUGUGGCAGUGAUAUUACCACUGGCUCUGAUGAAACAGCUAGGAUACCUGGGAUACACCAGUGGAUUUUCACUGAGCUGCAUGGUGUUCUUCCUCGUUUCUGUCAUCUACAAGAAGUUCAACCUCCCUUGUCCGUUUGUGGACUUCACACAUAACAGCACUCUGAGCGUGAUGAACGUCACUGUCAACGACCCCGGUGGGGAGGACAAUCCGGCCUGCAUUCCCAAGAUGGCCAACCUCAAUACACAAACGGCCUACACCAUUCCAAUCCUGGCGUUCGCCUUUGUGUGCCACCCUGAGGUCCUCCCUAUCUACACAGAGCUGCGCAACCCCACUAAGAAAAAGAUGCAGCAUGUGUCCAAUAUUUCCAUUGCAGUCAUGUAUGUCAUGUACUUCCUGGCUGCUCUGUUUGGAUACCUAACGUUUUACGAGGAAGUGGAAGCAGAGCUACUUCACACAUACAGCCGCAUCAACCCUUAUGACACUUUAAUCCUUUGUGUGCGUGUGGCUGUUCUCACUGCUGUCACACUUACAGUACCGAUCGUGCUCUUUCCUGUAAGGAGAGCAAUCCAGCAGAUGAUGUUCCCCAAUAAAACCUUCUACUGGCCUCGUCACAUUGCAAUUGCCAUCACUUUGCUCACGUUCAUCAACCUGCUGGUCAUCUUUGCCCCAAACAUCUUGGGCAUCUUUGGGGUUAUUGGUGCCACGUCUGCCCCCUGUCUCAUCUUCAUUUUCCCUGCUGUCUUCUACAUCCGAAUUGUGCCCAAAGAAGAGGAGCCUUUGCGCUCAGUUCCAAAGAUCCUGGCCGCCUGUUUCGCUGGGAUCGGUUUCCUAUUUAUGAUAAUGAGUCUCAGCUUUAUCAUCAUUGACUGGACAUCGGGCAGCAGUAAAGCGAGCAGUGGUCAUUAGAAACCUACUGUAUUUUUUUCUUCUUCUCUUUUUUCAGCUUUUAUAUUGUUGAUUUGGAUUUUGUGUUGUAAUGUUACUAUUUUGAUGUCCAAUCACUGAUGUUUGAAGACGCCCUUCCUUUUUUCUAAGAGAAUAUCCGCCACAGAGAUGAGAGUUUGGGGGGUGCUGAGUGUCUCUCUCCUCUCUAAGCUCUUUGGUUCUGGUGGAGAUUAAUUGUACUGUACAUCCUACCAAACAGUAACAGUGGAUCCAGGCCAGUAGAAGUGCUUGGGAAGUUUUAACAAUUAAUUUACUGAAGUGCCAGAUGUGUGAUGAUUGACUGUGACACUUGGAGGCUGAGUUUUGUGAGGACAAAGUGGAAAAGCAAAGAUAAAGUGCGCUCCUGUCCUGAAAGGAUCUUUUAAUAUGAAAACUACAAAUUACAUAAAUAUUUUGAUCCGUCUCCUGUUUACCAGCUAAUGUAAAAUGAUUUAUAUAUAUUUUGUAGAAUUUCUGUACUUAGAAUUAAUUAUAUAAUUAUAUUUUUUCCACAGCAGUUGCACUUUAAAAGUGCAAAAGACAAUUAUCGCUACAUUUUGGGCACUACUUUUGCUUAUUACAUGAGAGAACUACAAGCACACUCAUUACUGAGAAUAAAUACGUGGCCAAGUGAUUCAGCUGACAAAGCUCAAAAAUGCAGCCUUUUCCUCAAGGUGUG
Molecule: messenger RNA, 2647 nt
Organism: Gambusia affinis (western mosquitofish)
Lineage: Eukaryota; Metazoa; Chordata; Actinopteri; Cyprinodontiformes; Poeciliidae
Product: sodium-coupled neutral amino acid transporter 3-like
Exons: 17
Coding region: 364-1950 (528 amino acids)
Biological process (GO): L-glutamine transport; asparagine transport; amino acid transmembrane transport
Molecular function (GO): L-asparagine transmembrane transporter activity; L-glutamine transmembrane transporter activity; L-histidine transmembrane transporter activity
Source: RefSeq, a predicted model, not a curated record